Molecule: messenger RNA, 1425 nt
Organism: Anguilla rostrata (American eel)
Lineage: Eukaryota; Metazoa; Chordata; Actinopteri; Anguilliformes; Anguillidae
Product: SH2 domain-containing protein 7-like
Exons: 4
Coding region: 1-1425 (474 amino acids)
Cellular component (GO): cytoplasm
Source: RefSeq, a predicted model, not a curated record
AUGGAGCAGCAACGGUCACCGGUGGUGGAGCCGCAGGAGGGGAACUUGGAGCGCAGACUGCGAGACCUGACCUUAAAAUGGUUCACUGACACGCAGGCCCCUCUCAUAGCACGUGAUGGCACCGUCCCACCCUGGUUCCAAGGGUACAUCAGCAGAAAAGGGCAGGAUCGAUGUCGCCACUUUGUCAUAACGCAGAACAAGUCCGGGCAGUUCGCCGUCUCUGGAGACACGGAGACUCACGACAGCCUGGCCAACCUGAUUGAGUACUACAAGAGCUGCCCCAUCGAGCCCUUUGGAGAGAAACUGACCACUUCCUGUUUUCAGACCCCCAGCAGCGAGGUGUAUGACGUGGUCCAGGUUGACCUGAAGGACAGGCCAACUGUCAGCAUGAAGGCCAUGAAGGACAUGUGGAGCAUCCGCACCCCCCACCAUGGUCCUAAACACUCACCUGACCAUGCACCCAACAACGCCCCUGACCAUGCCUCUGAUCGGGAAUUCAACUGCACCCCUGACCGUACACCCAACUGCACCCCUAACCACACACCCAACCGCACCCCUGACCGCACACCCAACCGCACCCCUGACCGUACACCCAACCCCACCCUUAACCACACACCCAACCGCACCCCUGACCGUACACCCACCCGCAUCCCUGACUGCACACCCAACCGCACCGCUGACCGCACACCCAGCCGCACACCAUACCAGGACUGCCCUCCAGCACUACCACCCAAGACCUGCAACAGGAGGGCAGCCCCUACAAUUUCUUAUGACUUGAACACUCCUCCAGAGGAAGUCAAGCCCACGGGUGGUGUGGUCCCGGCAAUGGGCACGGUGUACUCAGAGCUGAACCUGGAGACUUUCCGGAGUGUUUCCUUACCUAUCCUUGACAAUAGCCAGGGGAUGCAGCACCCCUACAGGCAGGCUGCCUUCAAUCCCCCAAAACUGCCAUCCAGCCCCUGCAAGCGAGCUACCUGCCAGACCUAUUCCCUUCUGGACCCACGAGAGCACAGUCUCCAGUGGGCUGCCCAGGGCCUGCCCAGCAGCAGCAGCCUGGACAAGCUGAACAUCAAUCCCCUGUACCAGACCACUUGGGAGGACUGUCAAUGGGUGCCCCACAGCUGCGUCCCGGGCCCUGUGGAGCCCCGCCAUCCUUCUGGGUCCCAGCAGGACCAGGACACCUACGACCAAGUCCCCCACGAGCCCCCACCAGCCCGCUUCCUCAUUGACAACACCUAUGAGCUGAUCCCAGAUCAGAGCUUCCAGGGAAGCUCCCGCACCCACCCGUCCAUCAGCAACACUUAUGAGCUGAUCCAAGAUCAGUGCCUCAAGGAUGAUCUCAACAGCAACACAUAUGAGACACUCAAUGACCUGCAGCCCAAACACUCAGAGUCUGGUUUGGGAAUAAAGGUAGGGCCACCAUAA